Molecule: messenger RNA, 1149 nt
Organism: Scomber japonicus (chub mackerel)
Lineage: Eukaryota; Metazoa; Chordata; Actinopteri; Scombriformes; Scombridae
Product: forkhead box protein F2-like
Exons: 2
Coding region: 1-1149 (382 amino acids)
Biological process (GO): regulation of transcription by RNA polymerase II; animal organ morphogenesis
Cellular component (GO): nucleus
Molecular function (GO): DNA-binding transcription factor activity, RNA polymerase II-specific; RNA polymerase II cis-regulatory region sequence-specific DNA binding
Source: RefSeq, a predicted model, not a curated record
AUGACGACCGAGACCCCUCAGCAGCAGCUGGACCCUCCGCCUCCUCUAAGAUCCAGCCCGGCGUCCGGCGUCUUGCACCCCGCCAUGCUGAGCCCACAAGCCGCCACAGAAAGCUCGUCCACCGCCGCCAAAGGAAAGAAGACGAGCUCCGGUUUGCGACGGCCGGAAAAGCCACCGUACUCCUACAUUGCUCUCAUCGUUAUGGCAAUACAGAGCUCCCCCACCAAACGGCUGACACUCAGUGAGAUUUACCAGUUCCUUCAGGCUCGCUUCCCAUUCUUCAGGGGCUCAUAUCAGGGCUGGAAGAACUCAGUCCGGCAUAAUCUUUCGCUCAACGAGUGCUUCAUCAAACUGCCCAAAGGACUGGGCAGGCCGGGGAAAGGCCACUACUGGACCAUCGAUCCGGGUAGUGAGUUCAUGUUCGAGGAGGGCUCGUUUCGUCGCAGACCCAGAGGCUUUAGAAGAAAAUGUCAAGCUCUGAAGCCCAUGUAUCGGAUGAUGAACGGCAUAGGCUUCGGCACUUCCAUUCUGCCACAGAGUUUUGACUUCCAGGCUCCAUCCGCCUCCCUCGCCUGUCACAGCAACAGCUACAACUUGGACAUGAUGAGCAAUUCAAUGGCCGGGGGAUACGACGGGCUGAGCAGCGGCCACCACGUACCCCACAUGUCUCCCAGCCCCGGAUCCACAUACAUGGCGAGCUGUCCCGUGCCGGCCAACGGGGAGUACGGACCGGACAGCAGCAGCAGCCCCGUACCGUCCUCUCCAGCCAUGGCCAGCGCGCUGGACGGCCACUCCCCGUACGCCAGUACAUCCGCACACUGGGCGUCCUCCGGCGGGUCCCCCUACAUCAAACAGCAGUCUCUAGCCUCCAGCAGCCCCGCAUCCUCUGGUUUACACUCCGGCAUGUCGCCUUACUCCCUGGAGCAGAGCUACCUUCACCAGAACGGCAGGGACAGCCACUCUACCGACAUAUCAGUGGGAAUCCCGCGUUAUCAGAGCCAUUCCUCCGUGUGCGACAGGAAAGAUUUUGUGUUGAACUUUAACGGCAUCUCCUCUUUCCACCCCUCGGCUGGCGGAUCCUACUAUCACCAUCACCAUCAUCAUCAUCCUCAGAGCGUCUGUCAGGACAUCAAACCCUGCGUGAUGUGA